GUCCGGAGCCAGGCAUGGCAUGCAUUUGGCCUAAUUAGGAAUUAAUUACUGGUACUAGUAAUAAACCGUCAAUUGCAAUUAACAAACAGUAAAAGUGGUCAUGUCAGAAACUGACGGUCUUAUUCAGUCUGGGGCUGGAAGUGUAGUCACCAAUGGUACCAGUGCAACCUUGAAUAAGCAGCAGCAGCAACAACAGCAGCAGCAGCAGCAUCAUCAAGUCUCACCAUCUCAUGGCCCAUUGAACUCAAGUCCAACUUCAACCAAUAUAUUUGUUAGGUUUAUUAGGUCAGUAUUUGGGUAUCGUAAAACCACAUUAACAUCAUUUGUAGUAUUAUCUUUGUUGUUCACAUUCUUAUUAUCAUGGUAUGAUAAUAGUUUAGAAUAUUCUGUAUCUUUACCUACUAAUAAAGAUGAGAUAUUAAUCUUACAACAAGCUUGGUUAGAUUUACAACAUAUUGCCAAAUAUGAACAUACUUAUGGAUCAAAAAGUAAUGAUUAUGUUCAUGAUUAUCUUGAAAAUCAAAUAUUAAAUGUUAUUAAACAUAAAAAUUAUAUUGAAUAUGAUAAUGAUUUAAAUGGUACUAAUAAUAUAUUAUUUAAUACUCGAUCUUCAUCAGAAUUUAGUUCAGUAUCAUAUUAUGAAAGUAAUAAUUUAGUAGUUAGAAUUAAUGGUUCUAAUGAAGAAUUACCAGCAUUUUUACUUAGUGCUCAUUAUGAUGCUGUACCUUCAAGUUUUGGAGUAACUGAUGAUGGAAUGGGUAUUGCAAGUUUAUUAGGAGUUUUAUAUUAUUAUUCUCAAUCUUCAACUAAUCAACCUGAAAGAACAAUUAUUUUUAAUUUUAAUAAUAAUGAAGAAUUUGGUCUUUAUGGUGCAACAUCUUUCUUAUCUCAUCCAUGGUUUAAACAAAUUAAAUAUUUCUUAAAUCUUGAAGGAACUGGAGCUGGUGGUAAAGCUAUAUUAUUUAGAGGUACAGAUUAUGGUAUACUUAAAUAUUUUAAAAGUGUAAGAUAUCCAUACGGUACUUCAAUCUUUCAAGAAGGUUUUAAUAAUCAUUUAAUUCAUAGUGAAACUGAUUAUAAAGUUUAUAAAGAAAAGGGAUCUAUUAGAGGUCUUGAUCUUGCCUUUUUCAAACCAAGAGAUAUUUAUCAUACCGGUAGUGAUAAUAUUAAAAAUGUUAAUAUUAAAUCAUUAUGGCAUAUGCUUGCAAAUUCUUUAGAUUUUACUGAAACUAUUACUAAUCAACAAAUUGAUUUAGAUAAUGAAUAUUUGAAUAAUGAAACUUCAAUUUAUAGUCAUGAAUUUGCUUCCUAUACUAGCUUUUUAAAUUAUUUCUUUGCUUUCCCAAUUUCACAAAUUUUAAUUGUUAAUGUGGUAACAUUACUUAUUAUUCCAAUUAUUGAAAUACCGUUCUUUUUAAUUAUUUUUAAUUAUAAAAAGGUUUGGAAAGUAACAUUCCUUAAUAUUAUUAAAUUUCCUUUAUCAAUAGUUGCAUCAUUCUUUGUUGUCCAUGGAGCUGUUUUAAAGACUAUUGAAUAUAAUGAAUUUCUUCCAAAUUCAGGUUCAGAAUUAUUAUUAAUAACUUAUUCUUCUCUCUUUUUAUUAUCAAAUUAUAUUUUCCUUAAUUUGUUUAAUGCUUUAAAUAGUUAUAAAGUUAUUAAUCAUGAUGAGAAAUUAAUAGUUAUUUGGGAAAUAUCUAUUGUUUAUGCCAUUGUUUUAAUAUGGUCAACAAUUAAACUUUCAAAUAAUGAAAUUGGUAAUGAUCAUACUGGUGAAUUCCCAUUCUUAUUCUUAUAUAUUUUACAAGCUAUUGGGUCAAUAUUUGGAUUUAUUGGAUGGAGUUUAAAAUCUUCUAAAAGACCAACUAUUAUUGAAGGAACUAUCAGUGAAUCUCAACCUCUUUUACAUAAUGAUGAAGUUAAUUAUGGUACUGAUUUCCAUGAUGGUGAUAUUAGAAUUUCCCUGACAUCAUCUUCACUUUUAAAUCCUGAAGAAGAUUUAUUUGCUGGACAUGAAACUUUAAAGAAAUUCUUUAGUUAUGAUUGGUCUUUACAAUUUUUAAUUAUAGUUCCCUUUUCAUCAUUAAUUAUUUAUAAUUCAGGUUAUUUAAUUCUUGAAGGAAUUAAGAAAUCUAUACAAGAAUCAUUAGCAGCUGAAUACUUGAUCUAUAAAUUUAUUGUUAUUUUUUCAAUUGCAUGGUCAAUUCCUUUCUUACCAUUUGUAUUCAAAUUGAAUAGAAUUAUUGUCUUAGCUUUAAUUGCUAUAGUUGCAUCAGGAACCUUUUUUGUUGCAGUUACAAAUCCAUUCGAUCAAUUGAAUCCUCUUAAAUUAAGAUUUGUUCAAUCAAUCUACUUAGAUCAAGGCUUGGAUAGUUAUGUUAAUGUGGUAGGACGUAAGGGAACUCCAAUAGAUGAUGUUCUUGCUGAUAUUCCUUCUCUUAAAGAAUCUCAUGAAGUAUUGAAUUGUACUGCUACUACUGAUGGUAAUCAAAUAUGUUCAUAUAAGAGUACUCUUUCUCCUAAUUUAAUUGAUGGAGUAACAAAUUAUGGUGAAUUAUUGGAAGUAGAGAUCUUGAAGAAUUCAUCAUCAGGUAGUGAUCAUCCAUUUGGAUAUCUUGUCGGAGAAUUUAAAGUUAAAACAAAAGAAAAUAGAAUGUGUAUUUUAAAUUUCAAUAAAGGGGUAACUAGUUCUUCACAAUCAUCAGCUUAUAAAGAUGUACCUGUUAAAACUGUUAUUGUCUAUAAUGACAAACCUAAAUCUAAUCUUUCUAAUAGUGAUAUAAAUACUAAAGCUAUUCCAGAAGGAUUCUCAACUGAUUCUAAUGGAAAUUAUAUAUAUAAAGAUCUUGCAGGAAUUAAUCAAAUUCAAUUAAAUAAAUUAUCUUGGGAUAAAGAUUAUCAUAUUGGUAUUCAAUGGGUUCCUAAUUUGGCAGAAGAUACUUCGGAAAGUAAAUUAUCAAUUACUGCUAUUUGUUAUUGGGCUGAUUUAGCACCUUUAGCAACUGAUCAAGGAGUUUUAAGUUCAAUUCCAGCAUAUGAUGAAUUAUUACAUUAUACCCCAAACUAUGUUACUUUUGCUAAUUAUGAAAGAGGAUUAGUGUCUAUUACCAAAUCUUUCCAAGUUUAAUCAACAUUUUCUUAAUUGUUUCUCUAAUUAUUUAUGUAUUAUUUAAUAUAUUUUUAUUCAUAUUGAAAAUGA
This is a messenger RNA of Scheffersomyces amazonensis, 3196 nucleotides long. RefSeq lists its product as uncharacterized. The record is from RefSeq and is a predicted model, not a curated record. Gene Ontology annotation, molecular function: metalloexopeptidase activity. Bases 101 to 3124 code for a protein of 1007 amino acids. Gene Ontology annotation, biological process: proteolysis. Lineage: Eukaryota; Fungi; Ascomycota; Pichiomycetes; Serinales; Debaryomycetaceae. The transcript has a single exon.